Molecule: messenger RNA, 1429 nt
Organism: Oncorhynchus tshawytscha (Chinook salmon)
Lineage: Eukaryota; Metazoa; Chordata; Actinopteri; Salmoniformes; Salmonidae
Gene: cldn10d
Product: claudin 10d
Exons: 5
Coding region: 240-1004 (254 amino acids)
Biological process (GO): bicellular tight junction assembly; cell adhesion
Cellular component (GO): bicellular tight junction; plasma membrane
Molecular function (GO): structural molecule activity
Source: RefSeq, a predicted model, not a curated record
AUGUGAGAUAAGCCAAACGUCCACAAUGCUGGUUUGACUGGGAGGCAUCAGUGACAUAACAAUGCAAGUGCCUGGCUGCACCUUGACUUCCACAGACCGAAGAUCCUGAGCAACUGUGGAACUUCACUCCAGCUUUGUUCACUCUACCCAUCUCUCUGGUUAAUCCUCUUUGUACUCUUAGCUUUUUUUUAGGAACCACUGCCAAGCUCAAGGAGAGCAUCUUCCUUAUCACCAUCAUCAUGAAGCACAGGACGGUGAUGAUGUACAUGGAGAUAGGCUGUUUUGUGUCAUGUCUGGCUGGCUGGAUUCUGGUGAGCUCCACCCUGGCUAUAGAGUACUGGACCUGGUCUGAAGUGGGCAGCGUGGUGCUCACCACCGGCAACUACUUCUCUAACCUCUGGAAGGACUGUGUCUCAGACUCAACGGGGGUGUCCGACUGCAAAGAGUACCCCUCCAUGCUGGGACUACCAGUGUUCCUCCACUCAGUAAGGGCUCUGUCCAUCUGUUCUGUCAUCCUUGGGUUCUUCGCUGGAGUCCUCACACUGAUAGGGAUGAAGUGCACCAAGAUUGGAGGGUCAGAGCUCACCAACGCACGUGUCACCUUCGCCGGAGGAAUCACCUAUCUGGCGUCUGGAUUUGCUGGCCUGAUUGUGUACUCCUGGUGGGGUAACAAAGUAAGAUCAGAGUUUGUGGAUCCCAAUUUCAAGGCACAGAAAUUUGAAAUUGGAGCAGCGGUUUUUAUUGGCUGGGGAGGCUCGAUCUUGCUCAUCACCGGAGGUUUCGUACUCAGUUUCUUCUCUGGAAAGGAGGGUCUACGCUCAACAUCAAAGAAAAGGCCCCGCAGACCUAACUCCUAUGCCACAGCUCGGACCAGACGCACAUACAUGAUGCCAAACUCUUCCAGAGUGACUCCAAUGCCACAAUUGGUCCAAGGGAGCAGAGGUGGCAGAAAGAUCAGGACAACAAGGACCACUGGGACGUAUAGCAGGGACGAUUUUGUUUGAGCUGCAGUAGCUCCUGUACCGCAGGAAAUACACUGCUUCAUAUCAUUGGUCGUUAGUUACCAUGAAAACAUUGUGAGAACUGAAUCAAUUUGGUAACUGUCUCACCACCUACACCUUAUGUAUGAAUGUUUUACUGACAUAUAACUGUGUUCCUUUUGUGGACUGAAUUGACAUCAAGAAAAGGGAUGAAUGAUUCCAUUUGAUACAAAAAUAAAUAUUUAUUGCUAGCAUGUAUAAAUAUUUUAGAUACAAAAACACAUUUUCUUUUCUUUCAUGGGAAACACAAAUGUCUUGUAAAUUGUUUUGACACAAAUCAUACAGGUACCUCACAUGAAGUGCAAUAUCACAUUUCAUAAAACCUCUAAGUUGACAAUUCACUAUAGCUAAUAUAUCAUCUGUAUAUAAAAUAAAAACACUGAAAACUG